CAGAGCUGGAGGCACCGCCAGGAGAAUGGAGUCUCCUAAUAGCCUCCCGGGGCUGGUGUGAAAUCUGACCACCUGAUUCCAGUUUUUCUUUCCUUUUCUUUUCCUUUUUUUAAAUUUUAUUUUCUCCCCUCACCACCCAUCGUGUAGUGAAAUAUAUCUUGCUCCGUUCCAAGAGAGGAGAUCAUGAUUGAGUGAAACCACCCUGUCCGCAACAAGAAAAAGCACAAAGAAGAAAUACAGCGAUGGCCAGGUUGACAGAAUCCAUGACUAACGUCCUGGAGGGUGACUCCAUGGAUCAGGAUGUUGAGAGCCCUGUGGCCAUUCACCAGCCAAAGUUGCCUAAGCAGGCCAGGGAUGACUUGCCAAGACACAUCAGUCGAGAUCGGACCAAAAGGAAAAUCCAGAGGUACGUGCGGAAAGAUGGAAAAUGCAAUGUCCAUCAUGGCAAUGUGAGGGAGACCUAUCGCUACCUGACCGACAUCUUCACCACCUUAGUGGACCUCAAGUGGAGAUUCAACCUGCUGAUUUUCGUCAUGGUUUACACAGUGACAUGGCUCUUUUUUGGGAUGAUCUGGUGGCUAAUCGCAUACAUCCGAGGAGACAUGGACCACAUAGAGGACCCCUCAUGGACUCCCUGUGUCACCAACCUCAACGGGUUUGUCUCUGCUUUUUUAUUCUCCAUAGAGACAGAAACCACCAUCGGUUAUGGCUACCGGGUCAUCACAGACAAGUGCCCAGAGGGAAUUAUUCUCCUCUUAAUCCAAUCUGUGCUGGGGUCCAUUGUCAACGCAUUCAUGGUGGGAUGCAUGUUUGUAAAAAUAUCACAACCCAAGAAGAGGGCAGAGACCCUGGUCUUUUCCACCCAUGCGGUGAUCUCCAUGCGGGAUGGAAAACUGUGCCUGAUGUUCCGAGUAGGGGAUCUUAGAAAUUCCCACAUUGUAGAGGCCUCCAUCCGAGCCAAGUUGAUCAAAUCCAAACAGACCUCAGAGGGUGAGUUCAUCCCCUUGAACCAAACGGAUAUCAAUGUAGGGUAUUACACCGGGGAUGACCGUCUGUUUCUGGUGUCACCGCUCAUCAUCAGCCAUGAAAUCAACCAACAGAGUCCUUUCUGGGAGAUCUCCAAAGCCCAGCUGCCCAAAGAGGAACUAGAAAUUGUGGUCAUCUUAGAAGGAAUGGUGGAGGCUACAGGGAUGACAUGCCAAGCUCGGAGCUCCUACAUCACCAGUGAGAUCCUGUGGGGUUACCGGUUCACACCUGUCCUGACGCUGGAAGACGGGUUCUACGAGGUCGACUACAACAGUUUCCAUGAGACCUAUGAGACUAGCACCCCAUCUCUCAGUGCCAAAGAGCUGGCCGAGCUGGCCAACAGGGCGGAGCUGCCCCUGAGUUGGUCUGUGUCCAGCAAACUCAACCAACAUGCAGAACUGGAGACUGAGGAAGAAGAGAAGAACCUCGAGGAACAAACAGAAAGGAAUGGUGAUGUGGCAAACCUAGAAAACGAAUCCAAAGUGUAGUCUCCUAGCGGGGCAGCUCCUCCUCUCCCCUCGCACAACCUUUCCUCGUCUCUCAUUCUCUUUCUUUUUGUCUCUCUUCCUUGGUUGUUUAUUUAUUUAUAUUUAAUUUUGACAUGACCAGAAAACAAGUCUUCAAGGUGUAAAAUAUCUACCUGCCCUCUCUCAGUUAAUUCAGAUCGACAAGGUAGACACGGAUUUGGUGAAGGUGCAACGUGCCGUCAUUUGUGGCCCAAGCUUGCUCUCUUCCCGAAAUACCACAGACCCAGCUCCUAGGGAUUUCAGCUACUCACCGGCAUGUCAUGUACAAUACCAGAUCCCUCAAAGAAUGUGUUAGAGGUUUCACCUGGGAUAUGACAAGUUAGGUCUCUGGUGCCUAUUUAUUCAUGCAGUGAGACAUAGCGUAUAACCCUCAGUUUUAUAGAUUCCAAUAAAUUUCAUCCACAGGGCGAGGUGCUUGCCCCAUACAGGCACUGCAGUUAUAGGACCCGGGUCAGGUAAAGACAAAACACUGUACAUAUAUAUGCCUUAUGUAAUUAUUUUUUCUUUUUGCAGUUAGUAAUAAAACACAGCAUGUACAAAAGUACUGUAGGACAGAACUUCUAAAUACUGUACAUAGAUGUAUAAUUAAUGUAGGUUUAGAUAUAUAACUUUAGAAAUAAGAUGCAAAAAAAAAAAAAUUCCCGAUGUACAGUAGGCAUUCUGUUCUGAUGUCUUUGCUUUCUCAAUUUCGUUGGUCCCAUCAACCGCUGACCCUUCGUGCAUGGCCUUUGUCCUGUGUCCCAGACUGGUAGUAUUUGGGUACCUCACUCUUCCCUUGCUGAUCUUUUCGUUGACUCUAAUAAGCCAUAGGUCUGGGGGAGUUAGGAGGUCCAGUAUAUGGCAAAACCCACCACCAAUACGCUGAUAUACUGUGAAAUGUUUACAAAACUGAGGUCUCUUUUUCUAGUAACAGGAGCCUCACUGACUAGUCUGGGAGAAUAUUCCAGGGAGAGGACACUCUCUGGCAUGUCAGCAAGGACGUGUUUAUGCUUUUUCCCAUGAGCUGUCACCCUUUGUAGUACAAGAGUUUGGGAAACUCUUCUGCAAACCCAUGGAUUCUCCACUCUGUAAUUUCUCUACAGACUUAAAAAAAAA
Molecule: messenger RNA, 2648 nt
Organism: Suricata suricatta (meerkat)
Lineage: Eukaryota; Metazoa; Chordata; Mammalia; Carnivora; Herpestidae
Gene: KCNJ6
Product: potassium voltage-gated channel subfamily J member 6
Exons: 4
Coding region: 243-1514 (423 amino acids)
Biological process (GO): regulation of monoatomic ion transmembrane transport; potassium ion import across plasma membrane
Cellular component (GO): plasma membrane
Molecular function (GO): G-protein activated inward rectifier potassium channel activity
Source: RefSeq, a predicted model, not a curated record